AUGCUCUGUAAUCGCUUGCUGCCACGCUCCACGGCGAGGUCGGCGUUCCGGAACCCAUCCUCCCUUCCCGUGGUCGUUGCGCCUACCCAACUAUCGAGAUGGCGCCGCACAUAUGCUUCAGCCUCUGAGGAGAAAGAUCUGAUUAUCAUCGGUGGUGGUGUCGCUGGAUAUGUCGCUGCUAUCAAGGCUGGCCAGGAAGGCUUCAAGGUUGCUUGUAUCGAGAAGCGUGGCACCCUUGGCGGUACGUGCCUCAACGUGGGCUGCAUCCCCUCCAAGGCCCUUCUCAACAACUCCCACAUAUACCAUAUGAUCAAACAUGACACGAAGAACCGCGGUAUCGACGUGGGUGACGUCAGCCUCAACCUUCAACAAUUCAUGAAGGCCAAGGACACUGCAGUGACCGGCCUUACAAAAGGUGUCGAGUUCUUGCUGAAGAAGAAUGGCGUCGAAUAUAUCAAGGGAACUGGUUCGUUCAUCAACGAACACGAGAUCAAGGUGGAUUUGAACGAGGGCGGCGAGAGGACUGUCAAGGGCAAGAACAUCCUGAUCGCGACGGGCAGCGAGGCCACCCCUUUCCCAGGCCUCGAGAUCGACGAAAAGCGCGUUGUCACUAGCACGGGUGCCCUCUCAUUGGACAAGGUCCCGGAGUCCCUGGUCGUCAUCGGCGGUGGAAUCAUUGGCCUCGAGAUGGGCUCUGUCUGGUCGAGGUUGGGAUCGAAAGUUACUGUCGUCGAAUUCCUCGACCAAAUCGGCGGUCCUGGUAUGGACAGUGAAGUUUCGAAGGCUGCACAGAAACUGCUCAAGAAGCAAGGCAUCAACUUCAAGCUCAGCACCAAGGUCGUUGGCGGUGACACGAGCGGCGACAAGAUCAAGCUCGACAUUGACGCUGCUAAGGGCGGCAAGCCCGAGACGAUCGAGGCUGAGACGGUCCUUGUUGCCAUCGGCCGCAGGCCCUAUACCCAGGGCCUGGGUCUCGAGAAUAUCGGCAUGGAGCUUGAUGAGCGCGGACGUGUGAUCAUCGACUCGGAAUAUCGGACCAAAUUCCCUCACAUCCGCUGUGUUGGUGACGUGACAUUCGGCCCCAUGCUCGCUCACAAGGCCGAGGAGGAAGCCGUUGCAGUCGUCGAAUACAUGAAGAAAGGUUAUGGUCACGUCAACUACGGCUGCAUCCCCUCGGUGAUGUAUACCCAUCCCGAGGUCGCCUGGGUUGGCCAGAGCGAGCAAGACCUGAAGUCUCAGAACAUCCCAUACCGUGUCGGCAACUUCCCGUUCAGCGCCAACUCGCGUGCGAAGACGAACCUGGACUCGGACGGCUUUGUGAAGAUGCUCGCCGAUCCCGAGACCGAUCGGCUGCUGGGCGUUCACAUCAUCGGCCCCAAUGCUGGUGAAAUGAUUGCGGAAGCAACCCUAGCACUCGAAUACGGCGCGUCGACCGAAGACAUUGCCCGCACUUGUCACGCCCAUCCUACCCUGGCUGAGGCUUUCAAGGAAGCUGCUAUGGCCACCCACUCGCUGCCCAUUCACAUGUAA
This is a messenger RNA of Sodiomyces alkalinus F11, 1530 nucleotides long. Its product is annotated as dihydrolipoyl dehydrogenase. Gene Ontology annotation, molecular function: dihydrolipoyl dehydrogenase (NADH) activity; flavin adenine dinucleotide binding. The coding region runs from base 1 to 1530 and encodes 509 amino acids. The transcript has 5 exons. Gene Ontology annotation, cellular component: mitochondrion; oxoglutarate dehydrogenase complex. Lineage: Eukaryota; Fungi; Ascomycota; Sordariomycetes; Glomerellales; Plectosphaerellaceae. The record is from RefSeq and is a predicted model, not a curated record.